UUCAUUGCAAAAGAGCCGGUAUGAGGGAGGAGAUCACCUGAUUUUUACCUGCUUGGGUGCGGUGACGUCAGGCGUACUGGGAAAGGUAUCGAGCGUCAAGGUGCCUCAUUGCUAUUUAGUAAAAGCUGUCCAUUUUUGCUAAAUCUUAGUGAUGACAAUUCUUGUGCGGAACCUCCCUGUGUCGGACGAUCUGAAGAGACGGGACAUCAUGAUCAGAGAUAAAUAGCCGACUAUGAAGCUCAGGACCAUCAUGUGUUCAGUGAUUUCCUGGGUUUUCUGGCUUGUCAUUUGCGUCCAAUGUGACUCGUCGAAUGUUCCUGCUCCGGUGAACGUGUCGGUGGUCUGCAAAAACUUCCAGACGGUGGUCUCAUGGACGUACAGCCAGCAGGUCCUAGAACCCCUCUUCCGCGUGUACAUCAUCUCGCAGACCAUCGACAGCAAGGGGUGGACUACGGUCAACGAGACAACCAGGGACCUCCAGUACAACUUGAGUGGCGAAGUGUGGAGUAAUUUUAUGAGUGCCAGAAACUUGUACAAGGUGGAGGUCUCCGCCGUCAGCGGCGGGCAGGAAUCCAAAAGGACCACGUCUCCAAUGUUCACCUUCAAUGAAAUACACUACGGUGUAUUUCAAAUACUCUGCACAUUGGAUCUUCCUCCAGUGGAGGUGCGUGUGAACGGCCAAGUGGCCACCGUUACCUUCCCUAACCCCAUGAGGAUCCACCCAGAGCUCAAAUGGGCCGCAGGCCUCGAGUCGGACCCUCUCUGCCUUACCUUUGAUGUCACUGAAAACAAUGUUACACAACGGGGCAAGUGUCUUGUGCAAAAUGAACCGUGCAAGUUGGAUUUCACGCUGCCUUCCAAAAAGGAAAAGCACUGCCUCUCAUUAAACGCUUGGCUCAAGAACGAUAUUCACGAGAUGACGUUCAACCACAAAGACCCCAUCUGUGGCCAGCAGAAAUCUGUGGAAGAACCCUACUGGCUGUUCCUGGCACUGCUGCUGGCGUUGUUCAUUUUGGUGGUCUGCAGCGUGGGCUUCAUGGUCUGGAAAAGCAAGGCUUGGUUCCUUAAGUCACAAUCUUUACCCCCAACCCUGGAUCCAAAGUCUUGGUCCAACCUGCAGCAGAACAUCAUGGACCCGGAGAGCGAAAGGGUGGAUUUCCUCAGGGCCAAUGGGCAAAGCAGUCCAUCAGUGGUCAUUACCCAGAAACCAUUGGACCCUGCACACGGGCUGACAGAGGCGAACGACCAGGAAACCCUGUCGGUUGACCUAUCGUCAGAGAGUCCUGGGGACAGUUGUCCCGGUGCCCUGUACAGUGCUAGGUUCGACGGGUCAGAGGACGACCCAGAAGAGGAGGAUCCUGAACAGGAGGAGGACGAGGUUGAAUGCGAACCAGUGUUGGAAUACGACCGACCCCAUUUCCCUUCCCUUGACAUGGGAGACAGGGACAUGGUUCAUACCUAUGGCCUAUAGCACAGAGCACCGCACACGCACCAUUUUGAUUGUGAUCCGGACUCGUUUUGAAAACUUGGUAUGUAGGGUACCUGCUGGACAGGUCUAACCAACGCAAAGUAACGUGUUUCGCCAAAACACGUGAUAACAGCCGACUCAAGCACACCAUCAUGCCUGGAGGGCCCCUUAUUUUAAUUACUAGCUACAGCUAGUUCCCCAGCCCCCUCCCCCAAGAGGCCUAUGGGCUUUUCACCUUGGGGCCAUCUUGGAUUAAACGCUAGCUGGAGGGAUGGAACUGAAUUCAGUACAAGGUUCAUAUAGGAUUCAGGAGCCAACAUUCUCUGGCCCCGACAAAUGUUAUGACAUUAUGCUCUUAGUUAAUAGUCCACCAGAGCUUGUUAACAUUGAAGAACCAAGGGUUGGAGUGAGUGUGCCAGCCCUCAGAAACCAGUGCCGCACCCUUUAUCUGUUAAGCAUUAUUUCUAAAUGCCACCUGGGUUAAAGUGUACGUAAGGAAGGGCGUGCAGACCAAAGAGGAACGCAAACGAAGGUAUCUUGCUAAUCAGGAUAGUCAAGAGUCCAGGUCUGAAGCAAUGAUUUUACCUUCCUGGUAUUUAUUUUUGGUCUCAUUGUAUAUUCUGAUGAAGGUUACUAAUAAAAAGUGAUUUCUUAAAGGCCCUUUUUUCUGCCAUCACCCUCAAACAAAAAGCUUCAAUAAAACACUGUCGAUUUUACACAAGGGAGCCAUCUCUUAGGACAAGAGGUCUUUAAUUAUAUAGGUGAACAAAAAUAGCAGAUGGGGUCUGGAUACUACUGUGUUACAGUGACCCCGGAGAGCAGCUAAGCUUUGGUCACGCGAGGCGUGUUUUCCUUGGUCGUAAAUACACAGCUCUGCAGAUCCUCUGGGGCUCCAGACCAGCGACCAGGCAGAACCCACAUGGAGUUGGGAGUUAAGAAGUCUUUUAGGAGCAGAGCUCUGGCUCUAGGACAGCUUCAUGCCCUGGAUGUUUGUUAGAACGUUCAAGAUCUGUUUCUCCUGUCGGACCUUCUCCCGGUUGAAGGCCACCUUGUUGGCCUUCUUCUCCGUUCUCCUUUCCUGUAGAAACACAACAUCGCACACUCGUCAACAUAUAUUUUUUUUUACUAGUAACUUAAAAAUGAGGAACAAUCAAAAGUAGGCAUUAAACUUAAUAGCACCAAUGGAUCUCGGUUCCAAUACAGAUGUAAAUAACAAUAAUAAUUUAACUUCACGAAUUAUAUCGCCCCCUAUGGGAAUUCUGGCACCAAACAUUUGAGACCUGCUCUUCCGCAAUAGAAAUAUAG
Molecule: messenger RNA, 2773 nt
Organism: Gadus chalcogrammus (walleye pollock)
Lineage: Eukaryota; Metazoa; Chordata; Actinopteri; Gadiformes; Gadidae
Gene: ifngr1
Product: interferon gamma receptor 1
Exons: 7
Coding region: 233-1471 (412 amino acids)
Molecular function (GO): protein binding
Source: RefSeq, a predicted model, not a curated record